GUAACACUUGCAACAAAUAGCCGUCAUUCAUCAUUGUCUCGGUAUUCCCAAAGAAAUGUUGCCACUUUACCCAUAGCAGAGUUAGGGUAUGGCCAUCACAACUGGGCUGAGGUUGUCUUCCAAGGAACCAUACCCCAAUCUCUACAGCCUAUACAGGGCCAUUUCCUACAAAAUCCAGAUCUUCAGUUUUUUGCCCCGUUCAAAUUACCGAAUUAUGCAGAACUUUACCCAGAGGGCAUUGUUAACCCUGGUAGCAUAUCUGCCAGUGAAGACAGAAGGCGACAGAAUGUGCCAGACGAACCACCUCCAGCAUAUACACCAGCAGAAAACCCAGAACUUUGUCAGCUUCCUGGUGCUUCUUGGAGUGCCUCCUUAAAUUCACACCCUGCAUUGCCGACUGAAGAAAGGGUAUCAGGGCAAGGGUCAACAACAAGUAUUUCAGCUAGAACUCUAACAGAACUUGGGAAUGAACCCCAAUCAAGAGGUUCAGAACACUCACAAUUUCCAGAGACUCCAUCAGCAAGUCUAGUAUCAUGCACUCCAAUUGUUACGCUGCAGGUAGAAGAUUCAACUUUUUCAUCGCUACCUGGAACAUCUUCAGUAGCAGAUUCUUCAGAAGUUAUGGCAAGGUCCUCAAGUGCUGUUGCGGUAUCACCAGGAGUGUCUUUGACUUCACUACCAAACUCAGUGCAACUCACUCUGGAUAUGGAUCACAUAGGAUCAUCUGAAUCACAAAACAACACUACACAUGGUGAAACCACCACUACUCCUGCUGAGACAAAUGGAUCUAAAUUCACUGUGAUAACUACAUUGUAGCCAAGAAAAUAGCUACCAUACUGGCUAACAAAUGAAAAAAGGAAGCAGUCUUUUCUGGGUUAUCAAAGAAUGAUAUUCCCUGAAGGCUGUGACUACUUUUGCUUAGAACAGGUUGUACGCUUAUGCUGAACAGGUGGAAUUUACAACUUGAGAAUUAAACCAUUGUGACAUGAUGAGGGUUUGAAAAUGUAAAUGUACCCAAACAGCUGAAUCUUUUUUCCACUAACAAUGGAGAUAGUCAUGAUGAGGUUCCUGAUGACUCGUUCUCUUGUCUUUAUGUAUGGUUCCUGAGAACUUGGCCUCGUUUAGGAAGAGUUUCAAGUACACUGUUUGAUAUGUCAGAUGAUUUAGGUACGAGCAGGGCUCAACACUAACUUUUCAACUCACUAGCCUAGUUGCUAGUGACAACUUCGAUGUUACAACAAUUUCACUUUGUUUACUUAAGCCAAACUGGCUAGUAGAAAUAAAAAACCACUGGCCAAAACUGAAUUUCUACUAUUCUGUGGGCUAGUUAGCUCGUGUUGAGCCCUGACUAGAAUAUUAAUUAAUUUGCUGACCAGUUCCUUCUGUAAAGUAAUUUUUAGGUAUGGUAUCCCUUUCUUUACCAGUACAUUGAAUCAUAGUUAAUCGAUUAACUGAUUAAAUAUCAGAAAACCAAUAUCACAUUCCUGUAUGCAAACUAAAGACUCAGAACUGGCUCUUUGACUGGGGAUUGAAGGUCAUUUCUAGCCCCAAUGUACAGCUUUUUUUUCCCUAUAUUUAUUUUUUUCCCUAUUUUUUAUAUAUAAAGUUUACUAUUUAACAGCAAUCAUUUUUACUGACCUGUGGUACAAAUAUUUCUAUUUUUUCUUUUGUUAAAAAUGUGAAAAAUUUUUACAUGGUCCUUGAAACUAACUACUUGUAGUAUACAUAUUUAAGUUAAGUGGCUUGACUCUUGACAGUGACAGGGAUCUAAUUUCUCCUUACAAAUCAUGUAUUCACCUCUGAAUCACACUUAAGGUUACAAAAAUAAAAGAAAAUGAUCCCUAACUAAAGAAAGCUCUUGAUGCUGUUACAUAAAUUCUCCUUGGCAGUACCUUGGGAAUUUUUGGAGAACAGUUUGGAGAAUAUGCAUGCUGAUGUUAAAGUGUAAAGCAGGAAAUCAUGCAUUUGAGCAACUUAAUUGUGGUGUAAUAUAUUUUUCUUACAAAUGCAGUUGUUAUAUGUUAUUAAUAAUUGUAAACAGUAAAUAAAUAUUAGUAUUUUCUUCAUAGAA
Stylophora pistillata is the source of this 2071-nucleotide messenger RNA. RefSeq lists its product as uncharacterized. Gene Ontology annotation, cellular component: membrane. The record is from RefSeq and is a predicted model, not a curated record. NCBI's taxonomy places the organism in Eukaryota, Metazoa, Cnidaria, Anthozoa, Scleractinia, Pocilloporidae.